CCUGCUUCCGGUCUGAUGAAUUUAAACCUUCUCUCAGAAUUGUAUGGCAGAACUAAAGAAGACGACAACCAAGGGUCAUCUGAAAUUGUGAUUGGCUCUCUAGUAAUUCCAGGACAAAGUCAGAGAUCACGACUCAAGCAUAAGUUUUCCUAAGACCACUACAAAGAUGUUUGAUAUAAAGGCUUGGGCUGAGUAUGUUGUGGAAUGGGCUGCAAAGGACCCAUAUGGCUUCCUUACAACAGUGAUUUUGGCCCUUACUCCAUUGUUCCUAGCAAGUGCUGUACUAUCCUGGAAAUUGGCCAAGAUGAUUGAGGCCAGGGAAAAGGAGCAGAAGAAGAAACAAAAACGUCAAGAAAAUAUUGCAAAAGCCAAACGACUAAAAAAGGAUUGAAGAAAAGAACAGGCUCUGAAACCAGAGGAAAAUUAUUUGGAAAAUUAUGCAGCUUUGGAGAAGGACUCAACUAAGGUUUCUUCUUUGGGUUUUGUGACCGUAUUAUAUAGUAAACAAAGUCUGACUAUAUGGAAGAAUCAUGUUAGUUAUGACCUCAGUACUGUAGUAACUUUUACGCUUGGAUAUAGAAAUAUGUUGGUAUCUGUGACAGUUAUUGGGUAAAUUGGCAUUUAUUCUACAAAAUCUUUAUAACUGAUCAUUUAUUAGGCUAUCUACUGAAAUAAAAAUAUCCUAUGGUGAACAAAAUGACUUUAGAUUAUGAACUUUAUUCAAAUAGCAGCUUAAAUUCAGGUCCUGUUCUGGACAAAGAAAGUAAAAGUCAGAAUUGUCCUCUUUAAGAUGAAAAGUAUGUUUGGGCUUAAAAAAGUAUUAAUCACAUCCUUUGUCAUUAUUGCUUAUUUCAUGCAAUAUAAUCAUUUCUGGUUUCCUCAAAGCAAAUAUUAAUCAUUUAAUUCUUUAUUUUCUGUAUGGUUUGUGUGAUUUUUAGCCUUUACACUGGUAAUAUAAAUAUCAGACAUUCUGCAUUUUUUAAACCUAAUUUUAUAAAGAGUUCUCUUGACUUGUAGAAUACUGCCUGCUGUAUAUAACAUUUUUUUUUAUUUACGAGCACGGCCAUUUUCUUAGACAUGACUUGUGUAGAAUAAAAUUAUAAUUUAAAGCUUGCAGUACAAAUGCCAAACAUUAUAGUACCUUGAAACCUCUUUAUUUUUGCUUGCGCUAAGUAGAAAUGUGAAAUAGUUAAUAUUCUUAUCAGGUAAUUUGCUUACUAUAUACCACUUUUGUUUUUUACUCCAUUUUUUUGUUUAACUCAUGUGGUAGUGAUGUCCUAUACUUUUUGAUCAAACAAAAGAGUUCUUUUAAGGAACUCUUAAGAUGAAUAGUUGAGUCGUACUUCAUAAGUGUUAAGAAAAGCUUGGAAAAAUUUUGUUGGGCAUAGUAAUUGGGGUGAAAAUAGAUAAAUUACUUCAAAAUGAGAAUGUUACAUUUGGAAGUAAAGAGCUAAAGACUAUUUCUCAUUAAGUAGUAAAACUGGAAUUUUUGCUAUUAAACAUGGCUUUUGUAAAUAUGUGCUCUAAAAUUUUUUUUCUUGGUCAGUCUUUCAUAGCUUAUUAAUGUUUUCCUUACUUUUUAUAUGAAUUUUAAGUUACAGAAAAUUGUCCAACAGCUAAUUUAAAAAUGA
Molecule: messenger RNA, 1631 nt
Organism: Choloepus didactylus (southern two-toed sloth)
Lineage: Eukaryota; Metazoa; Chordata; Mammalia; Pilosa; Megalonychidae
Product: small integral membrane protein 15
Exons: 1
Coding region: 167-391 (74 amino acids)
Source: RefSeq, a predicted model, not a curated record